GAAAGGUGAGGGCGAGUGAGAGAGAGUCUGUGAGAGCCAAAGGAGAAGAAAGGGAGAGGGAAGAACAGAGCAACAGAGAUCAGACAAGAAUAUAUAUAUAUAUAUGUAGAGAAUCAACCAAGGUAUCAUUAUAAGAUUUUUUUUUUUUUUUAAUUUUUCUUGGGUUCUUCACUUCUUCUAUAGAGAUUUGUGUUGCCUUCACGCUCUGUGUAGUUUACUCUCCAUCUAUUUCUUUGGGUUUUGGGUUUUUCUCAGGCAAGUAAUUGGAAAUAACCCGAAAGGAUUUUGUCAUGUUGUGAGGAGAUAAAUCGCAGCCAUAGAUUCGUCAUCCUUUUGUUUUUUUUUUUUGUUUUCGUUUUUAAUUUUUUAAUCUUUUGUUCGCUCUUUUUAUGUUUUAGUUGGUGAUUGGGUUUCUCUUUUUCGUUGGAAGAAAGAAGGAAGGGGUUUUCCUGAAGAAGCAGAGAGAGAGAGAGAGAGAGAGGGAGAGGAGAAAAGGAGGUGGGAGUGACGAAUUUAUGUCGGCUAGUUUUGAUCUGUUGAUUAGAGCUCCGGAGCAGCUCUGGCUUUCUUCUCUGUUUCUCUCAUUCUCGAGUUUCUUCACUUUCUUCUUCUUCUGGCUCUGCAUGCGACUUUCACCUCUCCCGCACUGGACGAAAAAGGGGUCGCUAACCGAUUCGAUGCGCUUGAGGACUGUUUCGAGAGUAGAAUGCUUUGUGGGUUUUCACAUAAAGCGAUUUUUAUAUCUCUUUUUGUUCUUGAGAGGAGUUCUUACUUGAUACCGAGGCUUUGAGAGAUUUCUUUCUAAUAUAUUUCUUUUCUCUGAGAUAUUUUUUGGUUCUUUUCUUCGGGGGUUGGGAUUUGCGGAAGAUUUUAUUUUGCAUUCUUUCUAGAAAUGCCAGGCCCUCAAAGGCAGCUUUUGAAUCAAGAUAAGGUAUGUAAGAAGCAGAAGAAGAAACAAAGCUUUAUCAGCGAAGAGAUGGAGACCAAAACGAUGAGAAAAAUCCGUGUUAUCUGUUACGACCCCGAUGCGACUGAUUCUUCGUCCAGUGAAGACGAAACUAAUGAAAGGAGGAAUGGCGUGGGUUGUAAACGUCUGAUUCGUGAGAUUCGUGUUCCGAUUUCUCCUUUUCAAUCAUCUUUUGCUGAAACAGAGAGCUCUUCUCAAGAUAGUAACAAUGGUGCCAAAACCCCUAACAAGUCUGGCAAAAACCCUAGUAAAAGGGGUUUGACGAGGACGCCCAGAUCUUCUUCCAAAUACAGGGGCGUUCGUCAGAGGAGAUGGGGCAAAUGGGCUGCGGAGAUUCGAGACCCUAUCCGAGGGGUUCGAGUCUGGUUGGGUACUUAUGAUACUGCUGAAGAGGCCGCUGAGGCAUAUGAAGCCGCUUCGAAGAGUUUUCAGAUAGAGAGCAUGUCUCUCUCAGGCGGGCGCAUCAAAAACAACGAUGGCAACCACAAUACACCAUCGUCUUCUGCAGCAGGUUCUAUGACUCAGUCCUGUGUUUCUGAGGACUCUGAGAGUCUUUUCUCUCACUCGUCCCCAUCUUCGGUUCUCGAUGUCUCCACUGCAGCCUCACAUGUGGCUUGCGCUGGCUCGCAAACCAAAGAAGAACAACAUUCCACAAGAAAUGCAGAGUCGCAGCAGCCACAACCAGAAAAGCAUCAGCCCAUCUCAGAUUUCCUAGAGGAGGAACCAUUGCCAGUAAUUUCAUCACCAAUGGCGGAAGAUCUUGAGCUUAGUUUUGAGUUGGAUUCAUUCCUCGUCAACGAUUUUGGGCAUGCUUUUGAAGAUUUCUACGACUUCUCUGAGAUUCCACUCUACGGAUUUGAAGACCGUGACCCGAGUGAUCUUCCCAACUUUGACUUCGAUCUGGGCGCCGAAGAAUUGGCGUGGAUUGAUGAAUCCCUUAAUAUUGCCUGCCCAUAAGUUUUGUAGUUAGGAGUUUGAGCUAUUUGUUAGUCGUUACAGUGGUUCAUUUAUCUCUUUUUAAAUUCUUAGGAGCUUAAGGAAGAAGCUCUUGAGAGAGAGAGAGAGAGAGAGAGAGAGAGAGGGUUUUGUGGUUGAGUUCGUUUAUUUGUUUAUACAGAGAGAUGAGUUCGGAGUGCGGGGGAGAGUUCUUGGGUUUUUCUGUGCUAUUAGAGCCGUCCCAAGAUUUUCUACUUUCCUCAACAAGAGAGUCAUCAGAAGUAGUGUUGAACCGGUCAAGAUAUUGUUCAUCUCUCUGCACUUUUCUCCCGGUCUUUCAACUUUGUGUUUGGUUGAGAUUGAGCAGCUAUGCUUGAUUUCUUUUUUAAUUGAUGGAAUAUAAUAUUAUGAGUUUAGUAUUUUAUGUGGAAUUUUA
This is a messenger RNA of Nelumbo nucifera (sacred lotus), 2339 nucleotides long. RefSeq names its product ethylene-responsive transcription factor ERF118. The record is from RefSeq and is a predicted model, not a curated record. Gene Ontology annotation, biological process: regulation of DNA-templated transcription. NCBI's taxonomy places the organism in Eukaryota, Viridiplantae, Streptophyta, Magnoliopsida, Proteales, Nelumbonaceae. Gene Ontology annotation, molecular function: DNA binding; DNA-binding transcription factor activity.